CAGGUUGGCUGCAGAGCUGCAGCUCCAAUGCCAGGCCAGGGGAGAUAUGGAACUGGUGUGGAGCUUUGACAGUAAGGUGUCAGGCGCCUCUGGCAGCUUGCUGGAGACAGCUUUUAAACAGUGGGACUCCCAGGGGAAUCUGGAGUGCAACAGCCACCACAACUUCUCACAUCCCGUCUACAUUGUUUUAACAACAGACAAGGGCUUCCUUGGCCUCCUGAGCGGCCUCCCAAAGGAACUUCAGAAACUGUUUCCUGUCACCACAUGGCGGGAAUCCCAUAGCUCAGCUGAGGAAGAUUCUGGGUUUCUGCUGGAGUUCGCCUCAGUAGAAAAUAUCAGUCAUGGUGGUAUGGAAAUUAAUUCUAGCAGGAUGAGAGGAAACAAGAAUGACAUGAAAAAGGAAGUGAGGAGUGUCACUGGAAUUCUGAACCCAGCCGCAUGUCUCCAUUUGGGUGAUGUUCUACUGUUUACCGUCGACACACGUCACUAUCCUCAGUAUGAUCUAGACAGCCUGUACAACACUAACAGUGACUUUGACUGGGGUGCAUUUAGACAGCUUAAAGAGGAGAUGACUUUGUCUUGGACCCCACCCAGCUUCUUCUCCAUGGUCUUUAAUCAGCCUGGUGUGCAUGUCUUUACUCUGAGCAGCAAUCAGCACAAACGCUUGUAUGUACGGGUGAUGCCUGCAGGGGCCCAGUGUUAUGAGCCUGGCCCCUUCUUCCCCACCAUCCCUCGCCAUGUGACUAGGGUGGGAAUCCGUAGGAGAAGCAACCUGUUACUUCGCCCAGAUUGGAUGGUGACUGGAGGAUUGCUAUUUGGAGCUGUGGUCAUCCUGUGUUUAUGUGUCACAGCCCUGAUACUGUUUCGUGAAUAUGGAUGGCCAGAGAAGAAGCCAAUCAGAGCACGGUAUCGCUUAUUGCAGUUGGCCUACCACAUGGAUGACUACUCAUCCAAAGGUUCAAGGGUGAUCUCACUUAGGAAGACUCACCGUAGCCAGCAAAUCAGAAUGACACAAGACUCCAUUCAAGCAGUCUGUGGUGACCCGUUAGAAGAGUUCUGGGAUUAUGAGCACCAGGUGGAUCUGGAGGCAUUCAGCAGCAACACCUUCUACAGCCUGCUGCUCAAACAGAGCCUGUCUGUCACCACACAACUGGGACACCUCACUUCUGAGGUGAAGGACUUAUACCAGGGAGUGCUCGGGAAACUGCAGCCACUCCAUCCACACCUGCUCACACAGGAGACAAUGGGGCAGGGCUGUGAGAGGAUCCAGAGGGAGGUGGAGAGGGAGGUGGUGCGACGAAAGACUCUGGCCUCAAAAUUAAGAACUCUGCUGGAAAGUCAGCUACAGGUUCUGAGGGAAGAGCAACGGGCCCAGCAGAGAGUCCACGGUGUGUUUACGGCUCAUCUCAGAGAGUGCACCAGAUUACUGUCCAAGAUUCAUAACACCAACCAGUCAUUUUGUGAAGCACACCAGCAAAAUGUGAUACAGAGGAUAACAUCCCUGGUGGAUGAGAUGGGAGAGCUUCUAUCAGGAGCAUGUCAGCGUCAGGGCGCCUGGGAAAUAUUGGGUGAGGGAACAGGAGCCAAGCUUCUUUGCCCAGACUCUGGAACUGUGCUGACCAAAGAGCACAUCUUUGGUCCUGAUGGGUCCCUGCGUGUCUGCCGGGCACUUCAUUGUGAUCCAGUCACAGGCCUUAUCAAACCAAAUGCUCACGCCCAUAUGUUGCUGAGCAGCUGCCACACCACAGCAGUGCCAACCGAUUUCCUUCUGCAUCCGCAGACUGGCCGAGUUAUGCCCAUUGCUGGCAAUGUGGCCUAUGAUCCAGCAAGCUCGACCUUGGUGUUUACAACCAGCUCUUGUACAGGUGACAACAGAAAGUGGGACAGUCCUCUUCUUCCAUUUAUUCCUUAUCCAACCUCUGGCCACUCAGACCAGCCUCUGUCCAGUGCUCGCCUCAGAGGCCUCAAACCUGGUCAGAGACUGCAGCUUGGAGCUCCCAUGGCAGACCCAGACACGGGGGUCCCAGUACCCAUUCUGGCUGUGACUAUCCACCCUGAGACCGGACUUGUCUACCCACUGGGAGGAGUGCAUGUCUGCCCUGUCACCUGCCUGCCUCAGCCUAUACAGAUUGGUUACCCCAUGCUGGACCCCAGGACAGGGAACAUUGUGCUCACAGUUGGCGUCAGUUUAGAUCCAGUAACAGGAGCUGUGCUGCCAAUAGGUGGAGUUCUGCUGGCUGAAUCCUUCAUUGAUCCUCUGAGUGGUUGCAUGGUGAGGGUAAGAGGAGCCAGCAUGAGGGCAGGACAACUGGUGCCUAAUACAGGAGGAUACCAGGCUUUACUAGACAGCAAGGUUCUGGCAACAAUGUUUAAAAUAUUGGAUCUCCUGAAGCCACAUAAUGAGGAGUGGGGUUCAGAUUCAGCUUUGCAGCCUCAUCCGAGCAGUGAGAGAGGGAGUGGUCAGCAUGAUCAUCUUCUGGCUGCCACCAAGGAGCUUCAGCAGGCCUGGGGAAGGAGCCUGCACUGUCAACUCCAGCUACAGACCAAGCUGGAGAUCCUGCUGGACUGGGCUGUGGAACUUCAGCAGCAUGGAGGAACUCUUGGAGAGAUGCCUCUGUCAGACUCUGAUGUGUGUGUGCCAGCUCUGCUAGGAGUGGAGUACCCUGACCCCAUGGGAUCUGGUCUUAGUGUGCCUGUGCUGGGAUGUCAGACUGACAUUGUCUCUGGGAUUACAGUACCCUUGGCAGGCACCAUGGAGGACCCAAAUGGGAAAGGGCUAGUGGCGAUCCGAUAUGGAUCUCAGACUGUGGACCCAGUGACCGGUGUAUUGGCCCCAGUGGUCGGAGCCAGGCUGGAUGUCACCAGAAAAAACAUCUUGCCCGUUUCAGCUUCCUACUGGCUAACAGUGGUGGAUCAGACGGAUAGUGUGCAGGUAGAGGCGCUGCAGAGAGAGGUUUGUGUGAGAAAUACUUACUGGCAACAUCAGAGGCAGCGUGAGAAAGAUAUUCUCUCUGAACUGGACUCAGCUUUUUCCCAGCAUCUCUUCAGAAUCACCAACAUUAAUUCUUCUCAGGUCCAGUGGUCAGGGAGACAGCUGAGGGAAGCAUCUGUGGAGCUGCACGAUUCAUCGCAGUCCGAGGCUCAGAGGAGAGCUGCUCAGCACUGGCACUUGGCUCUGAUCCUGCCUCAGCAUGUUUUUCACAUCCUUACACAAGGUGAUGAGGAGGAGUGGGCUCAGGAGAAUGUUUGGCAUUCAGAGGUUUUGUCAGGCCUCGAUAAGGUCGACGUGUGUAUGGAGCAGCUGCAGCAAGACCAAGAAAAUUGGACAACACACGGAGGAGACUGGGAUACAACUCUUCAUGCUGUGGACAGAGAGGUGAGGCAGAGAGAGUUGUGGGAGCAGUGCUGUUCCAUACAGUCAGAAUUGGAGGCUGCACUCAUUGCUUUGCACUUUGUCAGACACCUUUCUCAGCUCCGUGCCGACACUGCUCAGGCCGUGCUGUGUGGGAACUUUUGGUACAAAGACUAUGGUCUGAUCAAGUGCUGUGGGCAAAGGCAGACAAAGGUCUCCGGUUUGCUUCACCACAAGGCUCUGCCUCUGCUGGAAAGAUUGAAUCAACUUCUGGAUGAAAAACACUGUGCUAGUUUUUCUACUAACACUAGCAAUCGGCACAUUUCAGGUUUAUCAACAAAACAGGCCUACGGACUGGAGAUAGCCUCUAGAGUCUGGACAACAUCUGUGCCUGGGGUGAAAGGAAUCUCCACACAGUCUCUGAGGGAGCCCGUCAAUUUGGCUCAAUCCCUCGACAAUGGUCUGCAGGCCAGCUCAGCACAGACACGCAACUCACAAAGACAGACUGCGUCUUCUGGCAUCCAUUCCCAGGAGAGCCAACCUACAAACAACUCUGCCCAGCCUUCACACAUCUCUGUCCCCGCAGUUCCAGAGGAGGAGUGGACCAAGCUGCUGGGGCUCUCACCUCUGUUCCAGCUGCUUAAGAAGGUGGAUCAACAGCUACAGGGCUCAGCAUGUGGGGCAGGGAUUCUUAGAGGCGGGAUCAAUGACAGAGACAACAGUUUUGUGGAUAUCCUUGAUGCUCAGUGGGAAUGUGAGGGAGAGCUGAUUCCUUUAGAUCCGUCAGUCCUGAACCCCAGGGAGUUCCUCGUCUACCACCAUGGACUCUUUCUGAUGCAAACAUUGUGUAAUCUAAAACUGACUCCAGCCAUUUCAAUUCAGAUAGCCGCAAGUCUCCCAAAGAACAACUAUUUGAACAAUGCCUUCAAAAAUUCCUUCUUUUAUCAGGAGGCAGAGGAGAUGCUGUUUGUUCGUCGCCAGAGGCUCCAGUCAGUGGGAGGUUUCUCUCUGCUGCUGCUCCACUGUCUGUCCCAUGUGAAAAUGAGGGACAUGAGCUCUGACUCUAGUCCUGCCUUCCAGAGGCUGUUCUUCAAGGUACUGCAGGCAUGCUUGGGAGAGCUGUUUCAUUCCAGAAUCGGCAUGUGCUCCACAGGACAGGAAGCCAAUUUACGUGUGUGUUUUCAAGACCCAGAGGCCCCUUCUGGGGACAAACAUGGAGGUGUGUCAGAUGUACAUGCUGCCUCCGUGCUUUACAAGCUUCACAAAUCAAGCAGAGGAUUGCUUUCUGAAGGCGAAGUGGAGGAACUUCAGAGGAAACACAGAGAAAUCUUUCCCAUCUUGAAGGACUUUUGAGAGAGAAGAGCUCUGAGGCCACGGAGAAAAAUCAAGACCAGAUUGCAUAAAUACAAGAUCAACAAAGAAAAACCUCUUGUUUUUCCACGACAUUUUGUCCUUUAAUAGAAAGACGAUCAGCUACACACUGCUCAAACAAAGAUUGUUGUGUUGUGGGCUGAUUGUUGUUGUGUAAAUAUCUUCAAUAUCUAUGUAGCAUUCAUUUUAAAGUAUGUAUAAAUAUAGUACCACCAGUACCAGUUUAUUCUCAUAGACCAGUAUUCUAAUGUCUUUUUGCAUAUUUCUUACAUUGUGUGCAAUUUCAAGCCUCCAAAAAUGUGAUCAGUAAUCUGAUCCACUGUCCUGGUUUGCAGCUCUAAUUUUAGUCACUGGCAUACCGAGCAGUUGUUUGUUUAGCGUGUCAACUAUUCUUCUCCUUUUUUCUUUUUUUUUUACUUUUAUUCUUUCGGCUUUUGUUUACAGUGAACCUUUUGAUAUUUCAGACAUGAGUCGAGUCAUUAAUUACAAAAUCUUGUAUCAGUGGUCAGUCAUUUUUUAUUUUGCCAAAAGUAAAAAUAUGUCAUUACAAACUCGACAUCAUUCACCUUAUAAAAAAAACCAACACAUUUUUUGUCUUUUAACCCCACAAGCAAUCAGUGUAAAGAGUCUGUGAGUGCAGAAAUGUGUUUUCUCUUUUCCCCUCUGCAUGGGGGGGAAGGGAUUUACUACAAAAGCCUUCCCGAGAUUCCUCUGAUGGCAUGGAAAAUCACCGUGAGUGUGACGGUUCAGUGCUGAGUGGCUCGGAGGGCAAUGAAGAUGAUCGUCAAAAUGAUUCCACAGACAAGCCCGACAACAUUUAGGAUUUUGGCUGUCCUUGAUGCAUCCUGAGCUACAGCUGAUUCUCCAGCAGCAUUUGCAUUUUGUGCCUUACAUAUACAAAAAAAAGCAAUAAUUAACAUCCCAUUCUAUAUCAAAUCCACAUUACAACAUAGUAACAUACUUUUGCAACUAAAUAAAUAAGCAAACAAUAGAAGAAAAAAAGUAUAACAUUGAGGCAAAUUGACUUACCUUGCAGGAACAAACAAUAGCUGCAAUCCCAAGAGGCAAACAACAGCAUAUGGUAUUAAAGAUGGACCAUGCAAGGUAGGAUGGAGCAACAGAUUGGGUCUGGCCUCCUUCCAUAUUUUCUCUGUCUUGUUGGAAGUGGACAGAAGUUGUGCUGUCUUGUUAAGUGUCUGGAUAGUUUGGCUGUUGAGUGUAGCUACCCCCCAUCCUUUUAUCACUGAUGGGUGUGGUUUAAGGGGUUGUAGGACUAAAAGUAGUGUUGGCUGUCGAGUGGAAAACACAAGUUAUCCCCAACAGAUUUCUUAUUACUCAAAUUGCUAAUUUUACAGUUUUGGAAAGAUUUGUCCAUGAUGUCCUUGUGUUUUACUUUCAGUUCAAUA
Solea solea (common sole) is the source of this 6129-nucleotide messenger RNA. RefSeq lists its product as uncharacterized. Bases 47 to 4705 code for a protein of 1552 amino acids. Lineage: Eukaryota; Metazoa; Chordata; Actinopteri; Pleuronectiformes; Soleidae. The record is from RefSeq and is a predicted model, not a curated record. The transcript is spliced from 31 exons.